Messenger RNA from Ilex paraguariensis (yerba mate), 798 nucleotides. Lineage: Eukaryota; Viridiplantae; Streptophyta; Magnoliopsida; Aquifoliales; Aquifoliaceae. The record is from the annotation of a GenBank genome assembly.
AAAAAAAAAGAUAUGGGUUUCCUCGUCUAUAUAAAUGCAAGCUUGUAUAUCUACAAAGUAUACCAGUCUUCUAGUUGUUUUAAGGGCGCCUUACACUAACGGUACCCUAGUUAUUUGGUGUCUCUCUAGCUAGCUAUGACAACCAUAACUCUCUACCCACGCCCACAGCUCACGAGUGUAGAAAUGAUGGCCCCAAAGGAGGAACAGCUAAAGUUAGUUUUCAAAAACUUCGACAAAAAUAGAGAUCGCAAACUGUGCAGGGAAGAGCUGAAGGAAGCCUUUAAAUACCUAGGGGCAUAUAUCCCUGAAUGGAGGGCUUGGUGGAGUCUCCACCACGCCGAUGCCAACGACGAUGGAUUCAUCGAUGAGGAUGAGAUGAAUAAGCUUGUGAAAUAUGCCGUGAAGUUUGGAUAUACUGUCAAGUAACUAGAUUGAUCAAGAUCUUCUCCAUUAUAUUUUGGGUGUCAAUCAUCACGGGCAAUCGACUUUGCUAGGAUGUGGUUUGAUCUCCAGUGAAGACAAAGAAACAUUUACUUGGUUGUUUCAAUCGUGGCUUGCAUGUAUGUCUUGGAAAGCUCCACAUGCCAUAAUUACUGAUCAAGACAAAGUCAUGCAAAAAGCAGUUGAGAUUGUUUUUCCUAAUGCUAAACAUCGAUAGUGCUUAUGGCACAUCAUGAAGAAAUUGCCUGAAAAGUUGAGAGGUUAUGAGCAGUAUUAAUCCAUCAAAUAUUUCUUGUUGAAGGCUGUUUAUGAUUCAUUAAGUUGUACUGAAUUUGAAAAAAAUUGGAAUGGAAUGAU